This is a messenger RNA of Sebastes umbrosus (honeycomb rockfish), 4909 nucleotides long. It is a transcript of the gene znf106b, whose product is annotated as zinc finger protein 106b. Gene Ontology annotation, cellular component: cytosol; membrane. The coding region runs from base 91 to 4398 and encodes 1435 amino acids. The transcript is spliced from 22 exons. The record is from RefSeq and is a predicted model, not a curated record. Gene Ontology annotation, molecular function: SH3 domain binding; RNA binding. Lineage: Eukaryota; Metazoa; Chordata; Actinopteri; Perciformes; Sebastidae.
GCGGCCGAGCUGCAGUAGAGUUGUGUUUCCAUGUGAAAUGUUUCUGGUUACACCACCAACCAGGGAUGAAAUGAUCACCUGCCAGGCUACAUGCUGGCUGUGGCAGAAAUGGCAAAGGUUCAAACCCCGCAGGAUAAGUUGGGUAAGACCCCUGUGAAGAAGAAGAACAACAACGCAAAACUCUCCCAGAAGGCCAAAAAAGUCUACUGUGAUUUGUGUCGCAAGUCUUAUUUAAAACAUGAAGCUCAAGAGCAUGUGCAUGGUAUGCUGCACCACAGAGAGCUGGAGACGGUGCUGGGCAAGGAUUCAUUCCAUGAAUGUCAGGCGUGUAAGGCCUCCUCCAUGGGAUUAGAUGAGUAUGCUCAGCACAUCUCCACCGCUCAACACAAAGUCAAGCUGAAGAUCCUGAUGAAUAGAAAGAUAAAGCCCCUCGCUCUGUGUAAAACUCUGAGCACAGACACCAUGGAUCGGAUCAGAGAGAGAAACAAGACACUGAAAAAAGAGGAGAAGAAAGCAGUGAGAAAGAGAAGAAAGAAACUGAAGCAGGCAGCUGGUCAGCAGCGUGGAGAUAUGCGACAGGGAGGCAGCAGAAACCUCCCGGUGGUGUCCACGGUGGUGAAACAAGUGAACAUGAGGAGGACACUGCAACAGGAGACCUACCAGCAAGGAAUAAACAAUGCUGUUGUUCAAAACAAAGAGAAUAAAGUGUUCAGUCUGCAGAGGCCUCUUCAAUCAACCCUGCAGAAUCAAAGUGGAAGAUUGGCGUGUUUGCCAGGAGAUCCAGCCGCUCGUUACCCUUCUGUCCGAGACCAGUUCACACAGUCUGCUCAGCAGCUGACGUACGACGUUACUGUCAAAAUUGAGGGCUCCCAAACAGUUAGAAGAACGUACAGCACCCAAGGAGGCGCCGCUAACAAGCCAAAACGAACCGCACGACCUGCCGUCUGCCAAAAUGACUAUUACAACAAGCAGUACGACGGAGAAUUCACCAGUGAUCACCUUCCUCACAACGGAGCCAUCAUCUUCGAUCAAGGCCAGAAUGAGAGUGCGGAAUCUUCGGGACAAGAAGGUUCAGCUCAACCCGCUCCAGCGAACGGAUCCGCCGCCAACGCAGUUCCCAUACGGGACGUCGACGUCAGCGCGAUGCUGCGGCAAAUCAGAAGAGCGCUUGGCGUGAGGGAGCCGUGUAGAGCUGACCGUGAAGCCCGGAAGCAGAGCAGCGAGGUGGGCGUCCGUAAAGCCGAUCGUACCACCGCGCGACAAGCUGGAGCUGAGAAAGAGAAGCCGGCAAGUGGCUCCUUAAGAAACUACGCCAAGGAGGCUGCUGCAGCUACAUCUGUGCAAUCCUCGCAGGUCAACAGCUCUGCUCCUGCAUCCCCCUCUGGUGUCGGUCCCUCCGGUAUAGCUCCUCCUAAACCGAAGCAGAGAACAUUCAAAAUGACACAAGUUAUGACUCUGCAAUGUGAGAAGAGCUCAAUGUUGGCAAGUGACUCAAAUGGACCAUCAAACAGCGGGGAGAGAAUACCUCCCCGCGACAUCCAGUCCUCCCUCAGCAGAUGUUCGACCGCACCCUCCGAGCCCAAUGUGAACGCCGCCCCCAAGGUUCGAAUCGCCCACAAAUCAGCCACAGUUCAGGGGGGGAAAGAGGCUGCGCUUAAACCAACCCUGAAUAAACUGCUCAGCUUAUCAGGAGCCAAGAGUCGGACCAGCUGGAGGGAGAUAUAUGAGGAGAACAAGAGGAAGAAGCAGGGGAGGGCCAGAGGCUUGCCCAGGUUUGGGAUUGACCUGGCGAACCGUCGGUCUGACAAAGAAAGCAGCUCAGCACAAGCUUGGACAAUAGACAACAGCCAGACUCUGUCAGAAGGCUUCCACUGGGAGUCGGUCCCAGAACGUCCUUCAGGUGCACAUUGCACCGGACUUCCUCCUCCUCCUCCUCCGCCUCAGAACACAACACAUAAUGACUCUCGCACAGAAACACAGUCAAGUUCUCAGACGCAGGAGCCUUCAGAGCCGCCUUCGGAGCCGCCCGGUGCAGCGCAGGAAGGCUGCAGCAGUCAGCCGCUCGACGCCGUCUCUGUGAAGGUGGAGCCACGCUUGGAGGAUGAGAACGGGGAUUCAAGAGGCGACAGCAGCACCAGCAAGAGGAAACACAACGUGUACGACGGCGUUUCUGAUCAGGAGCCAAGUGGAAAAAAGAAGAAAACAAAGUCAAACAAAGACCAGGGCCCGAUGGACCAGCUGCUGGCCGUGUCUCUGAGGGAGGACGAGCUCAGCCACUCACUGCAGGAUUUGGACAAGUCUCUGGUCCAGGUCCGCAACGCCCUGCAGGCUGCCUACACAGAAGUCCAAAGACUGCUGCUUCUGAGACAGCAGUUCACUGCUGAGGUCAACAGUCUGAGAGCGCAGCGCAUUGAAAUCCUGCAAGGGAUGCAAGGAGGAUACGUCGGAGCAGAGAGACCCUCCACCUCAUCAGCUGCUGCAGUGCAGCCCAGACUCUCUCCCCUUCCUUCCUCUAUUGCCUUCCCCUCCUCCUGCUCCUCCUCCUCUAGCCAGCAAUCAUCUCCCACUAUCCCAGCAUCCUCCAUCAGCCCCCUUGCCCUGCCACCAACCAUGCAAGUAAAGCAAGAAAUCUUCCAACCACCCACAGCUGGACAGGCCGGUCAGUUUGUCAAAACGGUCUCCUGUAACUCUGAUACACUUCAGCAGGUUCCCGUGAACCAGCCUGCGCCCUUGUUUCCUUCUGAUUUGCUCCCUUCACUGCUGCUUCCGUCACCACACUUAGCUGCUCCUACAGCUGCUGUUACCGCCGUCAAACAACUCAAAACAGAGCACCCUACUUCACCAGAUACUAAUGAUGUCCCUGAAUCGUCGGCCAGGCAGCAGACAGUGACGUUAGCGAGAGAAGAAGCACAGUCGGUUGACAGUGAUUCUGAGGAAGAGGAGGGAGGGAAUCUCUGCAUAGAAGAAGUUAAAGAAAAAGAGCCAGCAGCAGCAGAGAAGCCAGUCGCUGCUGCUGCUGUAGCUCCAGACGACGACGACGGAGGGAACGAGAGCGACGCCUCCGUCAAAAUGAUGGAGCCCUCCAACCUGGUGGUCAUCGACAUCGAGGAAUCGGACAAUGAGGAAGCGCCAGAUGUUCCAGUCCACCAAGAGCCUCCUCAGAAGUCCGUCAGCGUGAAGUUUAAUUCUUCGAGCACGCAGAUGUUUCAGAAGAAUGAUGCUGAGAGAAGAGUUCAGCCUGUUGUGCCAGUGAAAGACGCCAGUGUUGCUCCAGAGUGUGUUGAAGUGGUCGAGCUCGAGGACGAGGAGCCGUCCGUUGGAGAUUUCGCGAAUCACACGGGCCCCGUCCACGGCCUCCAUAUUCACGAGGGCCGGUUGUACACGUGUUCAGGGGACAACACAGCGCGGGCCUACAGUCUGACGACGAGGGAGUGCCAAGCGGUGUUUGAGGGUCACACAAACAAAGUCAACUGUCUGCGGGUGUCGUCCCUCCCCAACAUGCCGGCGCUCCUCUACACCGGCUCCAGCGACCAGACCAUCCGCUGUUACAGCAUAAAGACCACGAAGUGUCUGUCUCAGAUCUCUGUGUCAGACAGAGUGUUGUGUUUGCACGUUGCCUGGAACAUCUUGUACGCUGGACUCGCCAACGGAUCAGUGGCGAGCCACGACUUAAAGACUCUGAAGAACUUGGAUGUGUUCGAGUGCCACGGCCCGCGAGGCGUGAGCUGUCUGGGUACGGCGCAGGAGGGCGCCCGCCGAGUGCUGCUGGUCGGCUCCUACGACAGCAGCAUCAGCGUACGAGACGCCAAGAACGGCCUGCUGCUGCGCACACUGGAGGGUCACACCAAAACUGUACUCUGCAUGAAGGUGGUGAACGACCUGGUGUUCAGCGGCUCCAGUGACACGUCUGUUCACGCCCACAACAUCCACACGGGUGAGCUGGUUCGUAUCUACAAGGGUCACGAUCACGCCGUCACAUCGAUCGUCAUCUUGGGGAAAGUGAUGGUGACGGCCUGUCUGGAUAAACUGGUCCGAGUUUAUGAGCUACAGUCCCAUGACCGCCUGCAGGUGUACGGGGGUCACAGUGACAUGGUGAUGUGCAUGGCCGUACAUAAGAGUGUGGUCUAUACGGGCUGUUAUGAUGGCAGCGUUCAAGCUGUGAAGCUCAACUUGAUGAAGAACUACCGCUGCUGGUGGCAGAGUUGCGCUAUGAUCUUCGGCAUGGCGGAGCAUCUUCUGCAGCACCUCGUCAGAGAUCACAGCAACCCCAACCUGCAAGCGGUCAAAUGUCGCUGGAGAAGCUGCAGCACUUUCUUUGGCACACAGCAGUCAGUUCAGCAGACGCUGCCUGAACACAUGCAGAGCCACGUGGAGAACGACAGUAAAGUGCAGCCUUGACGGCGGCGGUGUUGGUGGCGGCGGCGGCGGUGAAGCGAUGCAGCAGAUAAGGUUGUUCUUUUCAGGAUUUUUGGUUUUAUUUUCCAUUAAUUUCCAGUGGGAGGUAAUUCUUUUUUCCUGUUAUUUUCUAGCUUCUGAUGUGUUGAUCACGUCUCUUUGGUCUUGUGCACAGUUGUAUGUUAGACGGAACCCUUGUUAUUGAUCCCUGAAGCCGUUGUGUGACCGUAUUAUUGAGACGUUCACUCUCUAACAAUCAACCCUGCUGUUAAAAUAACUAUUGUCAGGUAUUUACUUCAUCACUUAUCUGGAGUUAUCAGUAAUUACUCUAUUUUUUUGGAAGUUUUUUGUUGUCACUGUGAACUCAUGACGUGGAUUUGUUCACCGUAAAUAUAUAUCGUACAGUGAGCCUCUUCAGAUAUGUGUCAUUAGUAUAUGUGAAGCAAUUAUUCAGAACAUUUCUACAGCUAUGCAGCACUGGCAUAAAACACCUCCGAGGAGCUUUUGCAAAGCA